Cynoglossus semilaevis (tongue sole) is the source of this 2741-nucleotide messenger RNA. Its product is annotated as pyruvate dehydrogenase [acetyl-transferring]-phosphatase 1, mitochondrial-like. The transcript is spliced from 6 exons. Bases 173 to 1753 code for a protein of 526 amino acids. Gene Ontology annotation, biological process: protein dephosphorylation. The record is from RefSeq and is a predicted model, not a curated record. Gene Ontology annotation, molecular function: [pyruvate dehydrogenase (acetyl-transferring)]-phosphatase activity; cation binding. Gene Ontology annotation, cellular component: mitochondrion. NCBI's taxonomy places the organism in Eukaryota, Metazoa, Chordata, Actinopteri, Pleuronectiformes, Cynoglossidae.
GGUGUAACCAGAGGCAGGGGGGUUCCUCGCUGCACAGAGAAAACACACAUGGACACUGGUGUUAGCAUGACAUAGCCAUGGAAGUCUUCUCAUCUCAGUGUCUGGUAUUAGAACCUGCUGACGACAGCCCAGGGAGGCAGAGACAGGACGAGGACAAGAGACCGGGUGGCUCAUGGCCAUGGUUGGCAGCUGUCAUACUUCUUCGAGAGGUGGCGCUCUGCUUAGACUCUUGGUGGGACAAUCAAAAAGUGGACGUCCCAGGUUUCAGCAGAGCCCAACGCACUCCUCCCGUUCCCCUCAGCCGCCCACACUUGGUUAUCCAACAGGCAGUGGAAACAGAAAAAAUCUGGCAGGGCAGAUCAGUUUGGCUCAGAUUAACCAGGUCCUGAAGGCCAAUGAAUACUUCCACACUUUCCCCAGAGGCCCCGCCUCCCAUGGGGUUCUGGGAUUCCAUAGCAAUAUGUUGCCAUCCAACUACCCAGGCGAGGACCGUCGCAGCAGCGCUACCUGCCUGCCAGGUGGCGCCGUGCUGCUGGGGGUUUUUGAUGGCCAUGGGGGGGCAGCAUGCGUAAACACUGUUAGCCAAAGACUUUUCUAUUACAUCACUGUUGCAACGUUACCGCCAAAGACCCUGGGGGAAAUGGAGCGAGCCUUGGAGGAAGAACGAGCCGUACCACCCCUGCUGGAGUGGCACAAACACCCGCAGGACCGUGGUUAUCUGGAUGGGGGGGCCACGUCAUUCCACAGCCUUCGUAACUACUGGCAGGAGAGGUUGGCUGAAGAUCUGGAAGUGGACCUGGCCCAUGAUUCGAACGAGGACAGCAUUUCAUCUGCGAUGGUAAACGCUUUCCGCCGCCUGGACUACGAUCUGUCUGUUGAGGCACAGGUCCAUUUGUCCACAUCAUGGCCCAGAUGGGCAUCUCUCCAUGCAGAGGUUUUAUCUCCACCCUCCCCUCUGCAGGUGGCGCUGUCUGGAUGUACUGCGUGUAUUGCCCACAUCUCUAAUGGCGUCCUACAUGUAGUAAACCUGGGUGACAGCCGUGCAGUCCUGGGUGUACAAGGGGCCGACAGGCGCUGGUCAGUGGCCAGCCUUUCCAAUGACCACAACGCACAGAACCCAGAGGAGUUGCAAAGAAUUCUGGGACAACACCCAGCAUCAGAAAAGAUGACAGUGGUCCGCCACGAGCGGCUGUUGGGUUUGCUGCUGCCGUUUAGAGCGUUUGGCAAUAUUCGCUUCAAGUGGAGCAAAGAGAUGUUGAGUCAAGUCCACGAGAUGCGACCAGAUGUGCUGUCUGCAGUCAGCGAGAAGAUCCGGACCCCACCAGAUUACCUCAGUCCACCUUAUCUGAGUGCCGAGCCAGAGGUCACCAAACACCGCAUCACCCCUGCUGAUAAGUUUCUGAUCCUGGCCACUGAUGGUCUCUGGGAAUUGAUGCACAGACAGACUGCAGUCCAGCUGGUAGGACAACUGCUGACAGGUCUCCUGCAGCAGAGACCUAUAAGCCCCAGUGCAGGCAUGACACUGAGCAGCUUGCAGCGCCUCCUUCAGGAGAGGAGGGGACGUGUGAUGUCUGUGCUGGAGGAUCAGAACGCUGCCACUCACCUACUCCGCCAUGCACUGGGGGAUGAUGGGUAUGGAGGUGUGGAUCCAAACCGUUUAGGAAAGCUGCUCAGUCUACCUGCAGAUUCGGCCCGAAGGUACCGCGAUGACAUCACCAUCACUGUGGUACUGCUGAAUGAACCUGACCUGUGAUCACGAGUUCACCUUACCUCAUCUGUGUUUUAUUGUUGAUUUAAAUACAAUCUCCGAGGUUUCAACAGUUCCACCAGAGUGAUGGCUCGUUAGUACUUAGACGUUAGACUAAUAAUAACAUGCAGCCGUUUGUCUAUCUCUGAUGGUGCGUUUGUGGCCAAAGUAUUCGAGUACAUUUUCAGAGAGGCUGCAGGUGUGUACCUCGACACAGGAAACACAAUGGUGCUGCAGAGUACUGAUGAGGUCAUGGACAGAACAAUUGAAACUGUGUGAAGCUGGGAAGUGGUGGCUCGGUGGUUAAGGAAGUCGACAAGGUUUCAGGUUCAAAUCCACAGAGCAUGGCAAAACCCUACACACCCCCUGCUCACUUUGGUGACGGGUUCACAUUUCGUUGUCACAAUAACAAAGUGUCUAAUCAUUAUCAGCAAUCCCGAGAACCGUGGGGGGCAAAACAGAAGUGUGAAUUAGAAGUGGAACACCGCCCUCCUGUGGAUGUAUUACUUUACAACCAACAAACCAGGAUACGUUGGCAGUGACAUGUCACCGUUUAAUCUAGUUAAUGUCGUUUAAAACUUUUUAGGUUACGUCUAGAUUUAGAUUAAACCACACGUCCAACUCACGAAUUCCUGUGUCCAGUUAUGCGUUUUCUGUAAACUACGGGAUAUAAACCCGGUUCAGACUGGUUUCCGCAGCUCACAUUUAUCUUUCCAAACAAGCAAGGACUCACUCUCAUCUGUUGAUGUUUAUAAAAUGUUACCACACUCAAGGGUCCUACUUGUUUGAAAUGGUUUAACUCAAAGCUAAUCAAAUCAGUUUUUAUUGAAUUAAUUAACCCUACAAUGAUCUCAAAAUAAAAUUUAUUCAAGGUUUUUUUUUUUUUACAAAAAACAACUUAUUUGCAUUAGAAAGACUUAAAUAUCAGCUUGAUCAGCCCACCUCCCCUCAGCUCAUGGAGUUCAAUCAUUGGUCGCCUCAACAGGGAGGAGCA